UUGAGAACAACGACCUGACCAACAUGAGUGGGGAACAACAUCAGCAUGUCGUCGGGACCGAAGGGAGACCGCCGCCAGCAACUGUAACGACGAGCACAUGUACCACCAGCACCCCCAUCGACAGCUCGACCGGAUCGCCAAAGCCGUCACCGCCAUCCUCGCCGAAGAGAUCUCCACGAGCGCCCAAGGAAGACCUAUUCUACUGGGUUAAGCAAACGUCGUUUCUCCAGCGCGACGUGUCGUACAUUUGCCAGAACAUCAACGGCCCGUGUCCUCUUCUCGCGAUCUGCAACGUGCUCCUCCUUUGCGGCCACGUGAGCAUCGACGAGCAUUUGCAUGUGAUGGGGCCGUCCAAUUUCAUUUUCGCGCGCGACGUCGUGUCCAUCGUGGAAAAUCGGCUCGUCCACUCGAAUCCUCACUUGAACGAGGCCGAGCGUGUCAUGCUGGACGAAGUCGUCGCGCUCGUGCAAACGCUCCAAGUCGGGUUGGAUGUGAACGUGCAGUUCCAUGACAUUGGCGCGUUUGAGUACACGAAUGCUUGUGCGAUCUUCGACCUGUUGGACAUGCGACUUGUGCAUGGCUGGGUGGUCGAUCCCCAGGACACUGCCGCGUAUUCGCUCCUGGCACACAAAUCGUACAAUCAAGUCGUGGACCGGCUGAUCGACUACCACAGCAUCGAGUCAAAGGCGCAGUCGAUUCCGAUCUUGAUGAAAGAGCGCAGUCUAUCGAUGGACGACGCUGCGUUAAAAGUGGAUCAAAUCACGUCGGAAGGACCAGUCAUUGACGCCUUCCUUGCCGACAGCGCUAGCCAGCUCACGUAUGUGGGCCUUAUUCAGCUGCACGAAGACAUGAAAGAGCGGGAACUCGCCGUGUUUUUUCGCAACAAUCACUUUUCGACGAUUUUCAAAUAUGACGGAGCGCUGUAUUUACUCGUCACGGACACUGGAUAUUACGACGAGCCCCACGUGAUUUGGGAAAAACUCGAGCACAUUGAUGGCAAUUCCGAAUAUUACACGAAAUCAUUUGUCCCGUUGGUGGGCGCCCACACCAAACAACAAGAACUGCUAAGUCUCAAGACGCCGCCGCCGUUAUCUCCCCGAUCAACCGCUUCACUGCCGCCCCCAGUGCCUUCAAAUUCCCCCCUGGCGAGUACAGCUAAUACGUUGGCGGAUGAUUUUGCACUGGCGUUGAAAUUGCAACAAGAAGAGGACAAUGCAGCCGCCGACACCCGACAGGCGACGGGAACUAGUACUCCUAGUAGGAAUACUAGUCCAAAGCAUGCCCCAAACGCCACCCAACGCACUUCUCCACGAGAAGCGAGUAGUAGUAAUACUAGUCCACGGUCGACUGCUGCGGUCCCUCAGCCUGUGCAGCCUGUGCAAACGACCACGGAAGACGACAGUUCACUGCUGAAUCUCACCGACGAAGAGCUCGCGAUGCAAAUGGAGGCGGAGCGAUUUUUCAAUGAGCAGCGACUGCGGAACCUACCUGGUAAUGCUGCUGCCCCACAACAGCAAGCUGGACGACGCCGCCAGGGUAGCUCAACCACUGGCGGAGACAAGUGCACAUUGAUGUGAGACAUAUAUGGAGGAGAUUGCAACUAUAAUACUACUAAUCAUAACGUCAAAAUCCAUGUGAAG
Molecule: messenger RNA, 1640 nt
Organism: Aphanomyces astaci
Lineage: Eukaryota; Oomycota; Saprolegniomycetes; Saprolegniales; Verrucalvaceae
Exons: 7
Coding region: 24-1577 (517 amino acids)
Biological process (GO): protein K48-linked deubiquitination
Cellular component (GO): cytosol; cell periphery
Molecular function (GO): cysteine-type deubiquitinase activity; K48-linked deubiquitinase activity; cysteine-type carboxypeptidase activity
Source: RefSeq, a predicted model, not a curated record